AUGAGUGAAACUGUUAAUGGAAACCACAAGCUUGUAGAAUUUCCUCCAAUGUCCAAAGCAAGAACUAAUUGGUUAUCCUCUUGUAUCGGCGUUGCUUCUUAUGUAGUUUCGGUGGGAGGUUCAUUGGAGUUAGGCAAGAACGCUGUUAUCACAGACUGCACGCAGAAACCGGAUCAAGAUUUACAUGAACAGAAGUAUAAGAUGGUUCAUGAUCUAUGUCAUUCGGCGUUGGGUGUAAUGGGGAGCAAAGUCUAUGCGUUCGGGUUGUGUAGUAAUGGUACAUAUCGUUGUCAACGGUUCAGUCUAGAAUCUGAAGAUUGCGAAUCCGUAGAUGUUGCGUUUGAUGAAAAUCCACCACUGACCAAGCUCAAAGGUUUGGUGAUAAACGAAAAGCUGUAUAUUUACCGUCUAGGUAUGAGCGCUUUAGUGUUUGAUCCACUUCAAGGCAAAAUCGAAAUUGAGAAGUCUCUUGAGGAGCACUUGAGUGAAGAUUCAUGUGUAAUUGGUAACAAGAUUUACUCUCUCUCUUCUGUGGAUGGAUGCAUUCAUGUGUAUGAUGGUCAUUACUGGAGGAGGCUGUUGAAGAACGUUGAGGUUGGUUACUCUUCACAUGUCCAGCUUGUAAACCUAAGAGGAAACCUGCUUAUUCUGUACAAAAGUGGAAAAGAAGUUUGGGGGAAAGAGAUCAGCAUCGAGAAUGAAGGAGCAGAAGUAUGGUGUGAAAUGGUGAUGAAGAUGGAUCGCGCACUCUUCGUGAUUGACCACAUUGUAUCCGUAACCCUCUAA
Arabis nemorensis is the source of this 786-nucleotide messenger RNA. The record is from the annotation of a GenBank genome assembly. Lineage: Eukaryota; Viridiplantae; Streptophyta; Magnoliopsida; Brassicales; Brassicaceae.